AUGAGUAAUGCCGAGGGCGCACUUCUUCUGGCGUUCAUGAGUUUCUCGCAGGUGGCUGGAAAUUCGGUUGAUCUCCUUCUUACGCCCUCCAGUGUUAUUGCGGCGGCUGCUUCGUUUGCUUUGUGGGGGCUGGCCGACUCCUUGGCGCCUCUAGUUGCAUUUGCUUUGGUAUAUGGAUUCUUCGGUGCUGGCUAUGUCGCUAUGUGGGCCAGGAUGUCCACGGCUAUCAGCGCUGAUCCGACUGCUUCAAACAUGAAUUACAAGGAAAUUGGCAAUGUUCUCACAGGCCCACUCAGUGGAAGUCUAUAUCGUCAAUGGUUUUGA
Messenger RNA from Penicillium pulvis, 324 nucleotides. RefSeq names its product major facilitator superfamily domain-containing protein. Lineage: Eukaryota; Fungi; Ascomycota; Eurotiomycetes; Eurotiales; Aspergillaceae. Bases 1 to 324 code for a protein of 107 amino acids. The record is from RefSeq and is a predicted model, not a curated record. The transcript is spliced from 2 exons.